Molecule: messenger RNA, 1789 nt
Organism: Impatiens glandulifera
Lineage: Eukaryota; Viridiplantae; Streptophyta; Magnoliopsida; Ericales; Balsaminaceae
Product: protein PIN-LIKES 2
Exons: 1
Coding region: 343-1713 (456 amino acids)
Biological process (GO): endoplasmic reticulum to cytosol auxin transport
Cellular component (GO): membrane
Source: RefSeq, a predicted model, not a curated record
UUAAUCCUAUUUCAAUGGCUUCUCUCUUCCAUCUUCCAAACGACGCACAAAUUAUAUAAUAUUCUCUUUCAAUCGCUCUCAAUCCUGUUCUAGUGUCCAUUACUCUGUACACAGAUGUCAUCUCUCCAAAAAAUUUGACCUAAUUUGGCCCUUCCAUCAGCGAGCAAUCCCGUAUUCAAUCUUACUUCCAGAUUGUUGCUUCUUCUUCCGGUAAUUUCUAUUCCAUUCCAUCAUUAUAAGCCGAUUUCAUUUCAUUCCGCUGAAUGCGUGUAGUUUUUCUGAGAAUCUAUAGAUAGAUCUAGAUUUAGUUCCUUUUAACAGAUCGAUUUUGUGAAAAGAGAGAUGGAUUCCAUAUCCGAUCAAGCUUUAAAUGAUGUGAAGAAUGGAGUAAGCAUAACUAGUGCAGUUAUGCCAUUAUUGAAACUUCUAUCACUAACAAUGUUAGGUUUGAUUCUAGCUCAUCCGAAAACUCAAAUCAUACCUAGAGCAACUUUUAAGAUCUUAAGCAAGCUCGUUUUCGCUAUUUUCCUUCCCUGCACAAUCUUCUUCCAUUUAGGUGAAUCCAUAACUCUGAGUAACUUCCUUCUAUGGUGGUUUAUCCCUGUUAAUGUCUUCAUCAGUACAGCCUUCGGCUGUGUUCUAGGUUAUCUAGUGGCGAAAAUCUGCCGUCCGCCACCUGAAUUUGUUAGAUUCACGAUUAUCUUCACUGCGUUUGGUAACACAGGGAAUCUCCCUUUGGCGAUUGUUGGAUCUGUUUGUCAUAGUCCGGACACUCCUUUUGGUCCGAAUUGUCAUCGAACUGGUGUCGCUUAUGUUUCGUUUGCGCAGUGGGUGGCGGUUCUUUUAGUUUAUACUAUAGUUUAUCAUAUGAUGGAACCGCCAUUGGAAUACUAUGAGGAAGUUGAUGAAGGUAACGAGAUUGUUGGUAUUCAAAACAAUCAAGAACAUUUGAGUAGGCCUCUUCUUCUUGAAGCAGAGUGGCCAGGAAUGGAUGAGAAAGAAACAGAGCAUUGUAAGACUCCACUUAUAGCUCGUGUUUUCGCAAUUUCAGAACAUUCAUCUCAUAAUCACGAUUCUGAUUCGGAUUCUGUUGAAUUGGAGGAAGGAGGUAGUAAUCCGACAGCUCCCCUCAAGUCGAUAAGAUGCUUGGCCGAGCCAAGGGUAGUUAGGAAAAUGAGAGCUGUAGCCAAACAAACUCCGAUCAAACACAUACUUCAACCUCCAACAAUCGCGACCCUUUUGGCAUUAAUAGUGGGAAUGGUUCCUCCUUUGAAAACAUUCGCAUUUGGCGAUGAUGCCCCGCUAGGUUUUAUCACUGAUAGUUUGGAAAUAUUGGCAGAGGCAAUGGUUCCUUCGGUUAUGCUCAUUUUGGGUGGAAUGUUGGCUGAAGGACCGAAUGAUUCGAGGCUCGGUUUGAGGACUACAAUUGGAGUAACCGUGGCUAGGUUAUUUGUGCUUCCUUUGAUUGGAAUGGGAGUUGUUGGAUUGGCUGAUAAGAUGAAUAUAUUGAUUGCGGGAGAUCAGAUGUUUAGGUUUGUGAUUUUGUUGCAGUAUACUUGUCCGAGUGCGAUUCUGUUUGGUGCUAUCUCGAGUUUGAGAGGUUACGCGGUUAGUGAAGCGUCGGCAUUGCUGUUUUGGCAGCAUAUUGUUGCUUUGUUCUCGAUUUCUUUGUAUAUGAUUGUUUACUUUAGGUUUCUUCUAUCUUAUGAAUGAUAAUUGUUUUUUUAUUUCAAUGUCACAUUAUUGGAUCGAUAUAUAUAAAACAUCGGUUAUUGAAUGUUUUAUUCUA